AUGCGUGAAGAUUAUCCACCUAUAGACCACCGAGGAAGUGGACCAGGUCCUGGUCCUUUGUCAAUGAAUACCCCGCAUUCAGAUCAUCGCCCACCAUAUGGACGUGAUGAUUUUCGUGGCCAGUACCGCAGUGAUAGUCGAGAGAAUCACGAGAUGAGAUUCCGUGGACCUCGUGGCCGUAGUCGUAGUCCACCACGUCGUGGUCGUGGUGGACCUAUGGAUUGGGAUGCUGGACCUCGUUUUGAUGAUGUGGGACCUUCUCGUCGUGAUUUACGGCCAUUUGCAAUACUUCCAGAGCCAUUAGUGUCGUAUAAAGUUUGGAUGAUGCGACAGACUGAUGAAUCAGCACCUGAAGUUUAUCAACAGCGGUAUGAAGAGUAUAAAAAGAAGCACGUGCAGCGAGUAUUACGUGCAUUUUUUGAGCUUCAUAAACGUGAAGAAUGGAUGCAAGAACGCUAUUCACCAGCAUUGCGUUAUCGUGUGGAAAAACAGAAGACCACGCAGCAGAUCAACGAAGCAAAACAGUUUGGUGAACGAUUGCGAUCUGGAACAGCUAAAAUCUGCUUGGAUGAACAAGUACCUGGUGAAAAUUGUGUGACUCCGAUGAUUGAGGAUUUUGCCAAUGAUCUUGAGCAUAGUGCGCGGGUAUUGUACGUGCGUCGUGUGCCAUGUGCUUGCCCUGUUGGCACACUCAGUGAGACGAUCAAAAAGGCGGGAGGUCCUUUUGUGCAUUUGUACCUGUCAGAUCCGGUCAAGAAAAGUGCGUUUGACUUUGACCGCUCAGCGUACAUCAUCUACGAGAGUGCGGCAGCUGCGAGUGAUGCCAUGCCCAAGAUCCACAAUACGUUCGUGGAAGAUGGUAACCAAUUUCCACCAUUCCGUCUUCAGGUGUCUCCUCACCGUACCCGCGCACCACUGAAAACUCCCUCGUAUUUGUCAGUGCCUGAACGUUUGACUGCCGAUUACAAGCAGUCGCUUGGGUUGGCUAAGGCCUUGGACGCACGUCUGUUUUAUGGCGCCGAAGAUAAACUGGCCCGCUUUGGUAUUGAGACUCUGCUGGCAUCUGAAGAGGUUGGGCAGAGUUAUUCAAGUGACAAGGAGAAGCUAGAUGUGAUUGUGGCGUAUUUGCGUCGGGUGCACCACUAUAUUUAUUAUGCCGGCGUACAGUGCCUUGACAUGGGUGAUAUCAUGCACGCCCAUCCUGCGCUCUUUUGCCGCCCGCCACCUUCAGCACGUGAUAUUGAAGAAGAGAAGGCUCGACAGGAAGCUGCGGCAAGUAGCAUGACAAUAUCGAUGGGAGAUACCGUAACAAAAGGAAAUAAGGACAGCGCGACCAGCGUAGAAUCAGAAGAAAAAGGAGAUCAGUCAACUUCAGUUACGACAGGAGAGACAGCUAAAGCUAUUGGCGGAUGGGCAUCAGCUUUGGAUGAAAAGGUGCAAACGUACCUAAAGGAGCUUGCUCCGGAAGUCGUGGAGGCUAAGCGUGCCAAGAAUCGUGCUUUAGUUGACGAGAUAGAAGCUCGCGAAGAGGCGGCACUUGAAAGCACGUACGCAAAUUAUGGAGAAAAAGCCAGCGAUGACGGCAAGCAUCGUUGCCGCUUGUGCACUAAGCUCUUUAAGGCCAUGGACUUUGUAAAGAAGCAUAUACGCAACAAGCACCCGGAGUUGGUGGUAGACAAGGUUGCCGAAGUUGGCGAGAGUUACAUGUGGGAGCAGUACCGUGAGGACGAACAGCAUCCGAUGCCCCCCCUUGAAACUAUCAAUACCAUGCCAGGUGGUGCCUUGCUUGGUGGACGCGGAGGUCACAAUUGUAGCCGGAAUGGAGGUGGAUACCGUGGACGCCUUGACAGAGAUUUUGGUGGAGGUGGCGGUGGCCGAGGGUUUUACCGCGACGAUGGUUACCGCGGUCGCGGUCCGCCGAUGCGUGAUGAUCGCAUGCGAAGAGGUUCGUUUGAUCGACCACCGCGCUCGCCUCCCCGACACAACGGCAGCGGUGGUGGCUAUGGUCGCUCGCCUUCACGUGGUCCUCCCCCUGCUGGGCCACGAGUACCAGACAGCGAGCUGCCAGUGGACCCUCGCCAAGUAUCAACGUCAUACCGCGACUUGGACAACUUGCAAGAUACCAAGGUGGAGCUGAGCUUCGAUGCACUUGACAGUUUGCCGCCUCCCAAGAAAAAAACCAAGGUGUGA
Peronospora belbahrii is the source of this 2190-nucleotide messenger RNA. Lineage: Eukaryota; Oomycota; Peronosporomycetes; Peronosporales; Peronosporaceae. The record is from the annotation of a GenBank genome assembly.